AACGCAAUUAAUCACCCGACGCAUUACAGUCACCGUCUAACGUUUCCUAAUUUCUCUUUGCAGUUGACGGACCGCGCAGCCUCAUGUGGUGAAAAUACGCUCGUUUUUAAGAUACUGUUGAGGAAGCACGACAUCAAACGGUACCCGAGGAGGGUUCUGAAGCGUCGGCGUUUUAGAAUCCCGAGGAAUCACGCGCGACGUUCGAGGUAGAAGCAGAGGAGGCCGGAGAAAAAAAACGAAUUAGACGAUAGGAUAAAAGGAAACAAGGACGCGAGUCGACGCGGUAAUUUAAGCAGGACGACACGCGUGAAAGGAAAGCGUCAUUGAGAGAAGCUUCACGGGUGACAAUUAGAAGAAAGGGAGGGAGAGAGAGAGAGAGAGAAUCCUCCUCUCAUCUUGUGAGAGAGAGAAGGAGAGAGCCGUCCGUCCAUUGAAAUAUACGUAAUAAAAGAUUCGUGGUGGCGCCCGAACGGUAUUCCGCAAUCCACCACCUGUGGCUUCUCCGAUAGCUUCUCUGAUAAGAGAGGGGGAGAGAGAGAGAGAGGAAAAAGAGCACCACGUCGUUGCAGGGCUCGCGACUUUCAGCUGGAGAUUAACGCUAAGCCCUCCUCUUUAAAGAGCGCUCUUCUUCCAUUAAAAAGGUAAGUACACACCGGCGUUCGCGCGAGGCGACGUCGGUCGCCUUUGAGAAAGGAGGAGAGAGGAGAGAGGAGGAUGCUAAGUUACUUCCGCGAUUUUCGAGUAGCGCGCUGGUAAUAGCAGAGUGACCUGGAGUGACCGAUUGAAAAAGACGAGUCGUGUGGGAAAAGAGAGAGAGAGAGAGAGAACGAUCAUUCUGAUAAAUGAAAGUCGAGAGCGAGUUUCUUGACGACGACGACGACGACGUUUUUAUUCAGGGAUCGCCUAAGCGGCGACUGCCGGAAGUGAUCUCGGAUGAUCGCACCGGCGAGAGGAAGAACAGGUCGUUCCCGCGGACAAGUAAAGAAGGACCGGGAAAAGUGAGAGGACUCGUCCCGGCGAUGACCGUCCGACGAGCGGCACGAGUGUAGGAAAGAAGAGAGAAGAAACGGGAGACAAGCGGUUCUUCCCUCCCUCCGGGCUCCCCCUCGUCGAGAACCGUGGAAGGUCACUCGCGAAAAACGGCGAACCACUACGGGGUGCACUACGCGAACUCGUACGCGUGCAGCAACGGCGCACCGAGCGUGUACGGCACCGGCUGCACCGGCAACGGCUGCGGCUUCAGCCAGCAGCUGCCGUCACCCCAGCAGCAGCUCCACGAGGACUACCGGCCGAUCUACUUCUACGUGGCGCAGCCCUACACGAUCCCCUACACCUUCGCCAAACGACCGAAGCCGGCCGCCUCGUCGCUGCUGAGGACCGGCCCGCCCCCGCGCACCAACUGCCGCGUCAAGUUCUCCAGGAAGCUCGGCAACGCCGACUUCUCGCAGAAGGUCAAGCAGGGCGAGUUUUCCAGGAGCCUCAACCAGGUCCACUUCGCGGAAAGCCACGGUCAAGUGCUCGCGAACUUCCCGAAAGCUGGAGGACCGUCAACGCGCGACCCGAGGAUGACGUCGAUGUUCCGCAGAGGCACGAUCUUCGCUACGUUCUUCCUGUCGUUGCUGGGCGGCGGCCUCGUCUGCGCCGCCCUGGUCACGCAGCACUGGGUGGAGGCACGCCCGUGGAGGACGCCGAAUCCUCAGGAGAGCGCUGGCAGGAUUCACUUCGGGCUGCUGCAGGGCAAGAAGGAAUUAAACGUCGCUUACGGUUGGAGGACGUAUCACGUGUCCGUCCCUCAGAUGAUUCGCCAGGACCCGUCGGUGAUGUCCUGGUCCCUCUGGAUCGGCACUUUGACGACGACAUCGGCUGCUUUGGUAGCGGCCGCGCUCGCUGCACUCUUGGCGGUUCUAAACACGGCUACUUCACCGAGAUCGAAGAUUCUUUCUAUCCCUAGCGUAUAUUUCAUAAAUAUUUUAACACUAUUGAUGUGCUUAGCAAGCACUUGCACGUGGUUAGCGCAGUAUUACACAAGACUGUACGUCAAUGUGCUUCCGAAAGAGGACAUCGACAAUAUGUGGACCAGCGAAGGCUCCGCCGAGCUUGGCUAUUCGUUCUGGCUCGUCGUUAGCGCCGGUGUCGUGCACCUCAUUAGCAUAGCAUUAGUCGGCUGGGGAUCGGGCAGAGAGAAGGACGACCGCCUGGAGCCGAUACCCGCGCUCGAAGAGAAGACAGCCGCAGCGAUAAUGUUGUACUAAACGUCGUGGUGAAACGACGACGUUAACGAAAUGGGCAUCCGCGCUGCGAUCUUGUCGACGCGCGAACUUCGGUAACAUCUUUUACAUUUCGGGUUUCGCGGAGGGGAGAAAGCGAACGACCGAUUGCCUCGCGCAGUUCCUAUAAACAGAUCAAGUGACGCGAUUGCGACGCGUGAAUUGACAAGAUCGUGUAUGGAAAAAAAACGCUUUAUUGUAACUUAAUCUAUACAUUAUUACGUCUUACCGAUAAGGCCGCAAUCUAGACAAUAAUUCGAUUCGGAACCGAACGGCCCGGAGCUGAGAUUUCUAUCGUUCGUACUGUAAAACAUUCAUAUACAGACGUGUGCGUGUAAAUGAUGCACUAUUUCAAAUUCGAGAGAGACGUGCUCACGUACAGUGCGUUACUUCACUGCCGAGUUUACCCCGAUAUAUUUCGAUACUCGUGAACAACAAUCCUCUCCGGAGGAACUCCUUAGAUUUACUGUGCUCUAUUUCUCUUUUUAUCUUCUUUUUUCCUCUUCCCUUUUUUUUUUUUUUUUUUUUACAAAGGCGAUUACUUUGACUAGACUGGGCUCUUUAAAACGAUGAUAUAUGUCGUAUGGUUUUAAGUAAGUUGUAAAGAAGGAUAUAUCCGAUAAGUAAGCCGUGAUUUGCCUUUCCUUUGAGGCAUCGACUUAUCUCACGUAGUUACUUCUCGAUAUUACGCUUCUUCUCUCUUUAUAUAUAUAUAUAUAUAUAUAUAACGUACGCUCUUAUAUAUAUAUACGUUACAUCUGUAGUCGGAUUGAAAUUGCACGUGAAACGCGACAUGAAAUGUAAAUACAAUAGCAAGUUCGCUCUCCGACGGUGUAUUUAUUUAUAACGAUGUCGCGGGUACGAUAAUAAAACAGCGAACAAGAUUGAUGUUAUGUAUUUAUGUAACGGAAUCAUCUGUGUGUUCGCUGUUUUAUUAUUUAUGUGUAUAUACGUAUGUAUAUUCCCCCGUGUACAUUCCCUCCGUUACAAAAGCUUCGUCGUUAUUGUAUACUUUGCAAAAUGGCUCGUGUGUAUUGUACAUGGCGGUAAUCGUUAGUUGUUAGUGUGCGGCAGGAAAAGAGAGAGAGAGAGAGAGAGAAUAAUACAUCUUCCUCUCGAGGAAAGAUACAUCACGAUGUAUAAGAGAACGCGGGAUAAUAUA
Molecule: messenger RNA, 3429 nt
Organism: Dinoponera quadriceps
Lineage: Eukaryota; Metazoa; Arthropoda; Insecta; Hymenoptera; Formicidae
Exons: 5
Coding region: 1566-2252 (228 amino acids)
Source: RefSeq, a predicted model, not a curated record